AUGACGGUGUCACUUCGCCUUUCGAUGCUGCUCUUGGUGGUUGCUGUCGCUUUGGCAUCGCUGCUGCCGACAGCGUCUGGCAUGAGUCUUCCAGCCGGCGAACACAUUGGAAUCCCUGCCCAUGUUGCACCAGCGGGCGAACACGUUGGUACGCCAAUUCAUGUUGCACCGGCUGAGCACCAUCUUGCGACUCCGGCGCACGAUUCUCCUGCUAAACAAGACGUUGGAAAACCGGAAUACGUCGCCCCUACAGGCAAACACAUUGGUACACCAGCUCAUGUUGCUCCCGCCAAGCAGCAUGUUGGAACACCAGCGCAUCCCAACGCCGCUAUCCACCUCCCGGACUCUAUCGCCUCGCUUUCGCAUCCACGUAUUCCCGAACCCAAAUCCAACCUGCAGGCGCGCGGCCGACACCACGCCAAGGCGCGUCAACAAGUGCCCAACGGAAAGGUGACGUUCUACUCGGGCUCUCAGCUUCUCAACCCCGCCUGUCCCGGCGCACCCACACCGAGCGACUCGAGCAUGAUCGCCGCCAUCUCGUUCGACUCUCCCUUCCACUGCGGUGAUCGAGUGAUGAUCUCGGGCAAGGGCAAGCAAGCCGUCGUGACAAUAGUGGAUCGAUGUGCCGCCUGCACUAACAAUUGGAUGGACGUCACCAAGGGCGUAUUCCAGGUGUUUAGCGGCCUGGAAACUGGUGUAUUGCACGACGUCAGCUUCACCAAGAUGUGA
Mycosarcoma maydis (corn smut) is the source of this 729-nucleotide messenger RNA. RefSeq lists its product as uncharacterized. Lineage: Eukaryota; Fungi; Basidiomycota; Ustilaginomycetes; Ustilaginales. The coding region runs from base 1 to 729 and encodes 242 amino acids. The transcript has a single exon. The record is from RefSeq and is a predicted model, not a curated record.